Molecule: messenger RNA, 1012 nt
Organism: Pungitius pungitius (ninespine stickleback)
Lineage: Eukaryota; Metazoa; Chordata; Actinopteri; Perciformes; Gasterosteidae
Gene: hspb9
Product: heat shock protein, alpha-crystallin-related, 9
Exons: 2
Coding region: 115-795 (226 amino acids)
Biological process (GO): response to heat; protein refolding
Cellular component (GO): nucleus; cytoplasm
Source: RefSeq, a predicted model, not a curated record
GCGAUGUCCCAAACCACUCAAUAGAAGACUAUCAAGGAGAUCACACUACCGGAGAUUGCGGAGAAGACAACUGACACUUUGCAGGUCCAACUUGUGUCCAGGACAAUCACUGACAUGAUGUCCCAGCAUGCAGCCUUGACCGGCUUGUUCGCCGAUGACCCUUUCUUCACCCAGGAGGGGUUGCUGUGGCCGCUGCGUCACGAGCUUCUCUCAUCACUGCAACAAGACUUCUUCAACCAGAGAACCAAAGUGGCUGACAGCCUCCUGGGAGGAAUUCACAACAGGCAUCACUCGCUCAAUUUUAGCCAGUUUCCCCUGGUUUCCUCCAGUUUAAUGAGGUUGAGUGGUACUAAAGAGAAGGACACUACCAGGAAGGAGCUCCACAAGGAAGCCCAGCUGGCCACAUCAAACAGCAAUGACCUCCUUGUGACCCUGGAUGCUCGCGGUUAUGCCCCCAACGACAUCACUGUCAAACUGGAGGGGCGGAGCCUGGCAGUGGUGGCUAUGAAGCAGGCCGGAGCAGAAGAAAGCCAGUCCUGUGCCUCUUCUUCCUCCAACGCCUCCUUCUGCUCCUCUGCCUCCUCUCAGAUGGGAUUUGUCCAGAAGAUUGACCUUCCACCUCACCUGGAUCUGGCGGGUCUUUCCUGUUCCCUGAUGGAUAACGGCCAGCUGCGUAUCCAUGCCCCUGUGGCCAAGCAGCCAAUCGGUGAGGAGCAGGAGGUGCCCGUUCGAUUCAGGACGUCACUGGACUUUCCUAUUUCCAAGGACAAGACUGGAGAAGAACAGCGAGACUAAUGCACUCAUGACAAACAUCUGUUUUUCAUUUAAAUGAAAACACUUUUUCUAAUUCAAAAAAUAUAAAUGUUAUGCCCACACACAAACACACUUCCAAUUUAAGACUGUCUGUAUUGAGUUAAGUUUACCAUAACUAUUUGAAGAUAAUAUUUAUUUUAUCAUUGUUUACAAUAUGUUUGAACUGUUGAAUAAAAUAAAGUGUUGAUUUUCAGAGUUA